Messenger RNA from Bipolaris sorokiniana ND90Pr, 2909 nucleotides. RefSeq lists its product as uncharacterized. The record is from RefSeq and is a predicted model, not a curated record. Lineage: Eukaryota; Fungi; Ascomycota; Dothideomycetes; Pleosporales; Pleosporaceae. Gene Ontology annotation, cellular component: cytoplasm. The transcript has 5 exons. The coding region runs from base 125 to 2446 and encodes 773 amino acids. Gene Ontology annotation, molecular function: oxidoreductase activity.
CACCGCCAUCGCGAUCCACCCAAGCCCGGCCCUAAUCGCCAACUUUUUGGUUCCCUCCUCACCCUCUGCAGCCCGAGCUGUUCUCCUCUCUCACUCUCAGUCCACCACCCAUAUCCACGCCGAUAUGGCUCCAGCUGUUCCGCGAUUACGCAUUCUCUCAGUGGGCGGCAACGCCGUAUCAGCCUUCUUAUCAUGGCGGCUGCAAGCCACCAACGCCUGCGACGUUACCCUUGUCUGGAAGUCGGGAUACGACAGCGUCGCUCAAUAUGGCAUCUCAUUCAAAUCAGCACUUUACGGUAAUGAGCGGUUCAAGCCAUAUGCUGUCGUUCGCACUCCGGAAGAUGCCGCCCAUUCUUCCAAGCAGCCUUUCGACUACGUGCUUCUCUGCGUCAAGGCCCUCCCCGAUGUAUACGAUAUUGCCAACAUUAUCGAAUCCGUCGUCUCCCCUCAACACACGUGCAUCCUUAUGAACACAACACAUAGUCUCGGUGUCGAAUCAUAUCUUGAGCAACGCUUUCCCACAAAUGUCGUGCUUUCAUUGGUAUCAGGAGCAGAGAUUUCGCAGCUUGGAGCUAGCGAGUUCGAGCACAAGGGUGCAACAAACAUCUGGGUUGGUCCCGCCAACAAGAACGCAAACAUUCCCCCGCAGAUUCAGUCGGACAUGGCCGAGGCUCUUGCCAUGACUUUGAGCUCUGGACAGGUUGACUGCAAGGUCUCCCAAAACAUCCGACAACAACAGUACGAGCGAAUGAUAGGCCCAAUCGCAUUCCAUCCCGCCAGUGUCUUGUUCGAAACACCCAAUCACGCCGAAUUAUUAGAAAAGGUUGGCGUGCGCCCUUUGGUCAAUGGCGUGCUGGACGAGAUUCUCGCACUGGCAAAAGCCUCUGGCUGCUCUUUUCCGGCCGAUUUCCGCGAAAAGACGUACCAAGACAUGAUUCGCCCCCAAGAGCACAACAGUACCAUGUGGCUCGAUUUCGAGGCCAAGCGGCCCAUGGAGAUUGAGACAUAUCUUGGUGCCCCCUUGAAGCUUGCACAAGAAGCCGGCGUUGCUGUCCCGCGAAUCGAAACAUUGUAUGCGACGCUCCAUCAUAUUAACAUUGUGAACCGAAACCGCCCGGCAGCACCCGCUGUUGCACCCAUACAGCCAUCCCAAAACGGCAUGCAGCCACCACCAAGAAUGUCUUCAGCUCCCAUGCCGCGAGGACCCCCUUCACAAGGUGCCAUGAUGAACGGAAACGGUCCAAUCAAGGGCGGCCCUCGUCCAGGCAGUCGUGCUCCUUCUGUCAACGGCGGUCCCCCCAUGGCGCGUCGUGGACCCCCUCCCGGCCCCAAUGGCUACCCUCCAAGGAUGAAUGGCCCCCCAAACGGGCAGCGACGUCCUUCAAUUGAAGGAGGGGGAGACCUCGAAGAGUUUUCACACCUUAUGCUCUAUGAUGACAUGGUGCCAGAUGGCCCCAACGGCGGUCCUUAUGAGAGCGCAGGCAACGCUUCCAACAUGUCACUUCGAGAACGAGAACUGAUGCUGAGACAGCGGGAACUGCAGAUUAGAGAGCAGGAGAUGAACAUGCGACGUGGACCUGGCGGACCUGGAGGCCCUAUGGGUCGCGGUGGCCCCAUGGGACCAAUGGGUCCCGGUAUGGGUCCCGGUCCUGGUAUGGGUCGAGGAAGGCCUCCAGCGCCUCCCUCCAUGGCCGGUUUUGACGAUGACGACGACGAUGGUGACGACUUCUUCGACCCCAUGGGAGGCCGACCAAUGAUUGACCCGGACAAUUUUGAUAUGAUGAGCGUCACGUCACGCCGCAACCGCUCAGCGCCCAGUGCCAAGCAGAUUCGCCAGAACCCCGAGGGUACAGGCUUCGGACCUUUACCCAACAGAGGGCCGAGAAAUCCCUUUUCGCGUUCCGGUGCAAACAAGAAUCGGAGUAGUGCUCGCCUGAUGGCGGACGUUCCGGGCCUUCAUGACUCGAUCAUGAACAACCCGCUCAUGGGCUACUCGUCUGACCGUUACGGCCAUGUCGAUCGUGGUGCUAUGGGUGCACAAUCGAGAACUAACUCGCUCACAUCAGCCCGUCUUGACGAUAUUUCAGGCGGCGCCGGUUAUGGUGCCUAUCCUAACCCAAACGGUCGACGAAUGAGCCAGUCACCAGGUAACCCUCUCAGCCCCGGCCCCAGGCCUGGGGGCCGACCCUCACCACCCAACGGGUAUGCGCACAACGGCAUGCCACCAAACGGAAGACCCUCGCCUCCCGGUAUGGCACAACCAGGGGUGCCACAACAUGUUGAACAGCACGCUGGGGUGAGCAAUCUGUACCCGCCCAAGUCUCGUCCCCAAGUUCGCAGUCUGACUGGAAGCGCUUCCAACAGUAGCGCGGCUCUAGAUUCUGAAAACUCUGCGCAUAGCAGCCAAAGUAGCCUAGGCCCGCGUCCCCCGGUGGGCGUUCGGUAAUGGGGAAUCAUGUCCGACUUUGAUUUGGUAGCCAUUGGUUUUGAGCAUGUUGGCAUUUUGCAUGGGCAUUGUUUUCCAGCUCUGGCGACACUGGCGAAAUCAUCUACUGCUUUUCCAUGGACACACAUGGUUUUCCUUUCCUUUUCCGGGACCACGGCUUGCGAAACACUCGAGGCGACUCCUUUUUUUCCACUUCUCAUCGAUUUCUUCUACAAACACAUUGGCACAGCAAAAUCAUUACUAAAGAACCGACCAAACACACCCAAGCAGUUCCGACUGGGGUCGGGACAGUAUUACGAAGCGCCUAGGCUUUGCCAGAAGGCGGAUAUUUAAUGACGAAUAGAAAUGGGUGGGAAAGGGGCACACAUUUGACGUAAACGGACUGGCCAUGCGAUUACCAGGCCUGUAGUCAUCGGGAUUUCUCUUUUGUCACUAUGGUACAUACUUGUAGAGUGUUGUUUGC